CCUUGAUCACAAAGCCGAGUGACGACCAAUGAACUGUUUCUUCGCGACGGACGAAUCGAUUUCAAACGCGUAUCCACGUUUCCCGCCAAGCCCGUGUACUAAACGCGAUUCCCUCCUCCUGCUAGGUACUCGGGCUUCCCCGCUCCCCGCCCUAACGAAUAAACGAUGUCCACCACCGCCGCCGCCGACGAACGACCCAGCACCCCCGUCCGCACCGAAGUCACCGACAGCAAACACCUUCUCUCGCCGACCUCCACCACCGCCGCCCUCCCCUCCACGACCAAGAAGCAGCGCACGAUGUCCACGACAACCUCGCCCGUAACCAACCCCACGGGGCUUCCCGCACUACAGGUCAAGCUCCUAACCCCCUCAGGGCGCGCACCCACGCGCGGCUCCGAGUUCGCCGCGGGCUACGACGUCUACGCGGCGCGCGACACCGCCGUUCCCGCCAGAGGAAAGGUCCUGGUCGAUACGGAUAUCGCAAUUGCCGUGCCCGCGGGAUGCUACGGACGUAUUGCCCCCCGGAGCGGGCUCGCGAGUAAGAACUUUAUCGAUACGGGCGCGGGGGUUGUUGAUGCGGAUUACCGUGGUCAAGUCAAGAUCCUGCUCUUUAACCAUGCGGAUACGGACUUUGAGAUUAAGGCUGGCGACCGCGUUGCGCAGUUGAUCCUGGAGAGGAUCUACACGCCGGACGUCGUCGUCGUCGAGGAGCUCGAGGAGAGUGUGCGCGGCGCGGGCGGGUUUGGAAGUACUGGUAACUAACUACGUUAUAAAUACGUAGAUGGUAGCUGGGAGUGAUACGUGGAUGAAUGGUGCCGGGACAGAUAGAGGGAAUACGAAGAACGGAAACGGUUCCUUGACAUCGACGAUAGAUACUUAGUGAUGUGAUGUGAACUGGGCGUUGGGUGAAGGGAUUGCAGAAGUCGUAAGACCAGGGCAGAAUUGCCUUACGUAGACACGUUC
Messenger RNA from Tricharina praecox, 963 nucleotides. Its product is annotated as deoxyuridine 5'-triphosphate nucleotidohydrolase. Gene Ontology annotation, biological process: dUTP catabolic process; dUMP biosynthetic process. The record is from RefSeq and is a predicted model, not a curated record. Gene Ontology annotation, molecular function: magnesium ion binding; dUTP diphosphatase activity. Bases 166 to 762 code for a protein of 198 amino acids. Lineage: Eukaryota; Fungi; Ascomycota; Pezizomycetes; Pezizales; Pyronemataceae. The transcript has 3 exons.